Messenger RNA from Magnusiomyces paraingens, 627 nucleotides. RefSeq lists its product as uncharacterized. The record is from RefSeq and is a predicted model, not a curated record. Bases 1 to 627 code for a protein of 208 amino acids. NCBI's taxonomy places the organism in Eukaryota, Fungi, Ascomycota, Dipodascomycetes, Dipodascales, Dipodascaceae. The transcript has a single exon.
AUGGUUUGGCCAUUCUCAAGCAAACAAACCCCAAGUGGCUCAGAAGAAUCAUUUUUUAAAUCCCAUAAUGAAAAUAUUUUUGAAUCUAUUGAUACAAAUUUGAUAGAUUUUUAUAAAGAAGCUGAACCAAUAAAACCAAUCUCAUUGGCUCCUCAAGAUGUUAAAGAACGAUAUUCUAAAGAACGCGAAGCUCGAAGUCUUGGUUUUGAACGGGCACCAAUGGCAUUUGAUAAAGGCGAAAUAAAUAGUUUACGAAGGAAAUUUGCUGAUUCUGGGGGUGACUAUAUUCAAACAUUGUGGGAAGCGGCAAAUGAGAACUGUGCACUCUUAGCAGCUAGAUAUGGUGAAUGUCAGAGACAUGGGCCUAUGUGGAGUGUUAUGAUGUCUUGCCACAAAGAAUCUGAAGCACAUAAAAAAUGUCUACAUUUACAGAAAUAUGCAUUAACCAAGGUGGGAUUCAACAACGCACUUGACACGCAGCAAAGGAAUGAAAUAAAAUAUAAAUUAGAUGAUUUAUACACCCAACAUUUCCCUGAUGGUACUGUUCCUGAAUCUGCCAAACAAGCGUUUUUACAAGACGUUGAAGAUUUGAAAAAUAAAGUUAAAGACAAGACCUAUAGGCUAUAA